AUGAAGGCUCACCCCAUCACAAUCUGCCGCAGGCACACUAUCUGUCGUUGGAUCCGGCACCACGUGAUAGCCACCCCAAGAAUUUCGACAAGUGCCCGACCUAGAGUCGAAUGGGAGCGAGCUUAUGAUCCACAAGCUUGGAUCCUUGGUGUUCUUCCACUUAUUGCAUUCACGAAUCUCAUCUGGGAUGAUGCUUCCAGCGCCGUCGAGCAAAUCGAGAAGAGCGACUCUCCACUUUCUGGGUUUGUUGAAACCGAGCAGUGGGCUGCCAUUCAUCGGUUUGCCUUUCUCGUCAACUUUCUUGAAAAGAAGGAUCCGCAACAUAAGAGUCAAGCGUACAAGGCGCUUGCUGAAUGCGACCCUGGCUUCAAGAAAAUUGAGAUGGCGGGGUAUAUUGCUGGUUAUCUCUCCAGUCACAGCGAGAGUCCCUUGGCAUCAUUUGGGCUGUUCGAUCCCGGCGUUCGUAUCCUUAACUCAGACAUGUGUUCGAGGUGUUGCCCAUAG
This is a messenger RNA of Fusarium graminearum PH-1, 504 nucleotides long. RefSeq lists its product as uncharacterized. Lineage: Eukaryota; Fungi; Ascomycota; Sordariomycetes; Hypocreales; Nectriaceae. The transcript has 2 exons. Bases 1 to 504 code for a protein of 167 amino acids. The record is from RefSeq and is a predicted model, not a curated record.